AUGGCAAUGGGUCUUGUAAGGAAAUCCGAUAUUGCACAAUACUGGUCUACAAAGGAGUGUGUCAAUACUUCCUUUUUUGGAAAAUAUAUGACAAGGAACAGAUUCCAUCUGAUUUUAUCAAACCUUCAUAUUGUCGACAACAACCUUGCUGUUCCAGAAGGGCAACCCGGAUUCGACAAAUUGUUUAAAGUGCGGCCAUUCAUACAAAUGUUGCAUAAAAAUUUCCUUAAAUAUGAACCUGAAAGAGACAUUAACUUUGUUGAGGGACUCUGUCCAUUCAAGGGUAGAGUUCAUUACCGUGUAUACAACCCUAUGAAGCCAAACCAAUUUGGAAUUAAAUUGUACCAAGUUUGUGAGGCUAAGUCAGGCUACACCAUUGGCUUUGAUGUAUAUCAUGGUGAUAGAGAUGUCAUACAGUACACAGAAGCACUUGAAGAUGAAGAUACACAAGGUUCAUACAUAGACCUUAGCACUACAACCAAAAUUGUCAUUGGCAUGUUAGCGUUUUGUGGUUUACUUUCAAAAGGAUACCAUAUCUACAUGGAUAAUAACUAUACAUCGCCAGAGCUGAUGGAAGAACUGGACUUAUUGAACACGUAUGCUUGCGGCACACUUAGAAUAAACAGAAAGGGUGUUCCUAAAGCAAUUCAAUCCGUCAGAAAUCUUCGACAAGGGGAAGCAAUCUUUAGACGAAGAGGGAACAUGUUAGUUCUAAAAUAUCAUGAUAAAAAAGAUGUCAACAUGUUGACCACCAUUCAUACUGCCAAUUUAGCUGUUUUGGAAAGAGUAAAUCGCCAAACACAUGAGCCAAUCACCAAACCUACGCCAAUAGUGGAGUACUGCAAAAAGAUGGGAGGGGUUGACCUCUCGGAUCAAGUUGUGCAGUACUAUGAAGUUCUCCAGAAAUCUAUGAAAUGGUGGAGGAAGCUGUUUCUUCACAUGUUUAACUUGAUGAUUGUGAACAGCUUUAUCUUAUACAAAAUAUACUCAGAAGAUGAAAAGAAGAAGACACAUCAUGAUUUUCGAGCAGAAAUCAUAGCCUCACUCAUUCAGACUGCACCAAAUGCACCGCGGCCAAAAUCUGGUGGGCGGCAAACACUUGAACCAAUAGAUAGACUUACUGGACGGCACUUCUCGUGUGCAAUUGAACCAAAGCCUGGGGCUAAAAAACAGGCUCCAACCCGACCAUGUGUAGUUUGUAAUGUGGACAGGACAGAGGGAAGUAGGAAAAGGAAGGAGACAACAUUUCAGUGCAAGCAAUGCCAUAAAGCACUUUGUGUUAGAAACUGUUUCGAGAGGUAUCACACGGUCAAAAACUAUCGUGCACAAAAUGACCAAUGAAGUGACCAUGGU
Ruditapes philippinarum (Manila clam) is the source of this 1353-nucleotide messenger RNA. RefSeq names its product piggyBac transposable element-derived protein 4-like. Bases 1 to 1341 code for a protein of 446 amino acids. The transcript has a single exon. The record is from RefSeq and is a predicted model, not a curated record. Lineage: Eukaryota; Metazoa; Mollusca; Bivalvia; Venerida; Veneridae.